Messenger RNA from Pangasianodon hypophthalmus (striped catfish), 4635 nucleotides. It is a transcript of the gene adisspb, whose product is annotated as adipose secreted signaling protein. NCBI's taxonomy places the organism in Eukaryota, Metazoa, Chordata, Actinopteri, Siluriformes, Pangasiidae. The record is from RefSeq and is a predicted model, not a curated record. The transcript is spliced from 7 exons. Bases 265 to 789 code for a protein of 174 amino acids.
UUGCUCGUUAGAAUUUAAUUUCGGUGUCUAAAAUCUUUCCGACUUGUUGUAGAUAACGUUACAGAAACAUACUAUCCGCUGCGGGCUAAUUUUCAUACAACUGUGUCUACCUAAACACAGGCGUGCAGUUGCAGUUGUGUUCCAAAGACAAAAUCAGCCAUGUUUUUGAGUUCUCCUUCCUGCACGUUCUUAUUCAUCAGCAGGGUUAUUGUUGGUACAUCAUCAUGACGCUGUGACUGAUUCUCUGUCUUAACAAACACAAAUAUGGCAACUGCCAAAAAAGGUUCCUCUAAGGCGGGGGGCAUUCGCUUUGCUGAAGCAAAUGCUGCUGCUGCUGCUCACUCCCAUGUGCACUUUGAUGAGAAGCUGCACGACUCUGUUGUCAUGGUGAUUCCUGAGUCUGAUGGGAACUUCUUGGUUAAGGUGGGCUUCCUGAAGAUUCAACACAGGUAUGAAAUUGUCUUCACGCUGCCAGAGGUUCCAGGGCUUGGGGAUGAUGUUUGUCCGGCUCCUGUGCCCAACCCUUACCUUCAGAUUAAAGAUCUUACUGCAGCCCCUAGCGGAGGUUUAAAGGUGAUGUGUGAGUAUGUGGCUCACAAGGAGGGUGUGCUGUGUGAGGAGAUGCUAAUACUCAGUGAAAGCAAAGAGGAUGUGUGCCUGAAGGUGAAAGUUCACGCUCGUGUUAUGGAUCGACAUCAUGGGACACCUAUGUUAUUAGAAGGGGUACGAUGUGUUGGAGCAGAGCUUGAGUAUGACUCAGAGCAAAGUGAUUGGCAAGGAUUUGACUAAUUGGUGACCUGUUCCUCUCAGAUAUUCUCACUGAUAGUGUAAAUGUUGGAAUAAACACACACACACACACACACACACACACACACACACACACACACACACUGUAUAUUUACAGUACUGUGCAAAAGUCUUAGGCACCCUGUUUAGUAAAAAUUUUGUUUAAUGUUUAUAGAUGUUUUAUGAGUUCUGCAUUACUGAAUCAGUACAAAAAUAUUUUAUAUUUCCAAACAUUACUUUUCCAACAAAAAAAUUAAAUGUUAUAGAAGAAUGUUUGUAUACCAGUAAAGAAAGCAACAUAUUACGUAACAGACCACUUUUCAGACAAAAAAUAUAAUGAGGACUGCUGUCUGUGGCAGAUUCUCCAAGAUGCUCAGUAAAACUUACCAGCCAAUUUCCUUAUAAAACUGCGCAAAAUGUACAAUGAGAUUACUGAUGCUUUUUUUUCUAAAGUAAAUGGUUAUCACACCAAAUAUUGUCUUUUUUUUUAGUUUAUUACUGUUUACUGCUCUUUAUAGAAUUGUUUUGUUAAGAAAUGUUUAAUUUCAUCAUUUCUGAAAGCAUAUUUGCUUUACAGCAGUUUUUUGCAUAUACCUAAUACUUUAGUACAGUACUGUCUCUGUGUGUGUGUGUGUAAUAUAUAUAUAUAUAUAUAUAUAUAUAUAUAUAUAUAUAUAUAUAUAUAUAUAUAUAUACACACACACACACACACACACACACACACUUGUGUGUAUAUAUACGUGUGUGUGUUCAGUGGGGUCCAUAAGUAUUUGGACAGUGACACAAUUUUCAUCAUUUUGCCUCUGUACUUCGCCACAGUGGAUUUGAAAUGAAACAAUCAAGAUGUGAUUGAAGUGCAGACUUUCAGUUUUAAUUCAUGGUGUUUUACAGAAAUAUUGCAUUAACUGUUUAGGAAUUACAGCCAUUUUUUACACAGUCCCUCCAAUUUUCACAGGCGCAGAAGUAAUUGGGCAAUUGACUCAAAUGCAGUUUCAAAUGGUGAACAGGUGUGGCCUGUUUCCUCAGUAUUUCAUGACAAAUUAAGGAGUAGAUAAAAGCUGUGGGGUUGAUUCCAAGUGUUGAAUUUGCAUUUGGUAGCUAUUCAUGAGAACUCUCAAUAUGUGGUCAAAAGAGGUGUCAAUGAAAUUGGCGGAGGCCAUCAUUAGGCUGAAAAAAAAAAAGUAGACAUAUCAGAGAGAUAGCAGAAACUUUAGGAGUGGCCAAAUUAAUAAUUUGGUACAUUCUUAAAAAGAAGGAAUGCACUGGCGAGCUCAGCAGCACUAAAAGGCCUGGAAGAUCAUGGAAGACAACUAAAGCGGAUGAUCGCAGAAUUCUUUCCUUGGUCAAGCAAAAACCCCUUCACAACAUCUAGAGGUUUGCACCUCAAAAUGCAAACCACUGGUAACACUCAAGAACAGAAAGGUCAGAUUAGACUUUGCUAGAAACAUCUAAAAAAAAAAGCCUGCCCAGUUCUGGAACAAGAUUCUUUGGACAGAUGAAACAAAGAUUUACUUGUAUCAGAAUGAUGGUAUGAGAAGUGUAUGGAGAAGGAAAGGAAGGGCUCAUGAUCCAAAGCCAAGGGAACUAGGUCACUGGAGUUUAUUGAUGAUGUGACUGCUGAUAGAAGUAGCAGAGUGAAUUCUGAAGUGUAUAGAGCUACACUGAAAACCAUAACAAAUUGACUGUGCUCAAUUGAUUGAGUAAACUCAUUCCCUCAAUUUAAUUGAGUAAUGUGGUCUCCCAAAACUUGUAUAUUUAAGUUCACUUAAAUAUACAAGUUUUGUAAGACUGUAUUACUCAGUUAAAUUGUAUAUUUAAGUUCACAUAACUUGGUGUUCAUUUCAAGUGUACUUAAAUGCAGGGAGUCCCAAAAGUCUCCACAUGUAGGGGAAAUUAACACUUUUUAGCAAAAUGUGACUUUAUUUACAAAACAUACUCUACAUGAUUGCCAUUUCUUUGUAAACACACAUAGAGUCAUUUCUCCUACUUAUGGUGAACUCUAGAACGUCACUAUACGGUACCAGCAACAGAGAAGAUGAAGAGGAACAUCUUUUCAUUUAUCGACCAAUCAGUACAUUAGUUCUCUUGUUGCUAGGCAGAACUCCUUGCAUGGCCAAUCACAUCAAAGAAAAACCAGAGUGAGCUAUUUUAACGAAUCAUGAUUUUGAGUUCAUAACACUUGAAAUCUUAAGUUUAUGUCUUUUGUGGGUAAAUAAGUUAAACAAGCUUAGAUUUUUGAUUUAUGGGUACAAAAAUGCAACAUUUCAAGUGAUGUUUAGUCAUGAUUACUUGAUUGUUUAAGUAAAGACAACUUUAGGGUUUACGUGCUUCAAAACUGAUAGGAUGGCGUUUCACAGUACAGAUGGAUAAUGACCCAAAACAUACCGUGAAAGCAACCCAAGAGCUUAAGGCAAAGAAAUGGAGUGUUCUUAAAUGGCUGAGUCAGUCACCUGACCUCAACCCAGUUGAGCAUGCUUUUCACUUACUGAAGACAAAACUGAAGGCAGAAAGACCCACAAACAAGAAACACCUGAAGGCGGCUGCAGUAAAGACCUGGCAAAGUAUCUCAAGGGAGGAAACUCAGCAUUUGGUGAUGUCCAUGGGUUCUAGACUUCAGGCAGCCAUUGACUGCAAAGGAUUUGCAAAGUAUUAAAAAUAUUCCUUAUAUUGAUAAUUAUGUUAAUUUAUCUAAUUACUUUUGAGCCUGUGAAAAUGGAGGGGCUAUGUAAAAAAGGCUGUAAUUCCUAAAGGGUUAAUGCAAUAUUUUUGGUAAUCCCCUUGAAUUACAUCUGAAAGGCUACACAAGGCUUCAAAUCCACUUUUGUGGUGUACAGAGGCAAAAUUACCAAAAUUGUGUCAUUGUCCAAAUACUUAUGGACCUGAGUGUAUAUGCAUACACAUACACACAUAAAUACACUGUGGUUUUGCUUGCAUGCUUGUCACUGUGCUAACAGGCUGCAUUUUACUAAUGUUUUUUUGUUUGUUUGUUUUUUUGUUGUAUUUUUGUAGUUUUCGAUCAUUUUAUAUUUUUCAGUGUGACUUAUUACAAACAGUCCACUUCCUCUACUGUUUACAGUUCCAGUAGGGGGCAUUAUUGACUACGGAUUUGACAGCUAACACAGGUAUGUGGCUGAACAGCCAUUAUAGACAACCAUUGCAUAAUUGGGGCACAGGCUGGUCCCAUAAAAACAGUAAACAUAUAUUUGCCUUUUCUUUCUUUAUUUUUUUUUUGGUAAUUAGUCAACGUAAUUGAAAUGGUCAUUUCAGUGUAAAACUGCUUAACAUAACUUCUCCACAUUGUUUAUAUUUAGUAGAAAAGGAUUCUAUAAACAAUGGGCAGUACUGCCUCUUGUACUUCACCUGGUACACAUUAAGGGCUUAUUCAUUACAUAAAAUUUAGUACUACUUUUUAUAUUUAAAGUUAGUGGUUUAUAUUAAUUUAAGUAAGCCUAAGUGCCUAAGUCAUUUGUUCUCUCAUUUCUACAAUUUUCCACAAGGCCCAGUAACUGUCUUGUCUCCAGUUAAUGCAAAAUGUCUGAGGCCUUACUUAUGCAUAGUAAAGUGAAAUUUUUUUUUUCUAAAAUCAGUGUCUCUACUUUAAUGGUUAUCAGAGGUUCUUGACUGUGAAUGCAUGUCAUUUGUGCAACAUUAUUCUUCAAAGUGAGAUAAUCUGGAGUGUGUGUGUUUGUGUUAAUGUUUUUUGGAAUGUGGUGGUACCUGUAAAUUUUAUUUGUUCUGCAAAAACAUCUGGUCUGGUGUAAAUACAAACCUGCGGUCAUUGAAAUGUGUCUACUGUUAUUGUUUUUUUAAUCAAAUAAAGAAGAAUGUUGACCUUUUGGAUCCUCAGUA